UGUGAGUCUGAAUUGGGACGUUUGUAAGUAAGCAAGCCGGUUGUUCGGCAGUCGAGGAGGAGUCGUGUCUUCCUUCCAAAUGGAGUUGUUACACCAGAGAUAGACCGAAUAAUCCCACCACCCAGUUUACUGAGUGGCCUAAAGAAACCUGGCCAUGGGUGACACGGAGCUGGAGCUUUCCCCUUCCCAGCUGGAGGAGCUGCAGAAAAGCCCAUCAGCCUCCUCUACAUCCACUACCUCGUCACUCUCUCUGCCCUCCUCCCCAUCAUCUGGUCCACGGGCAUUCACUAGUUCCAGCCCCAGUGCCAGUGAAAGCCUGCCAGCUUCUAGUCCUCCACUGGACGUCAUUUCCGAGGGUGUGAAUGAGCUGAGCCUGGUCAUUGAUACUGAGGUGGCGAAGAAAGCCUGCCAAGAGGUUCUGCAGAAGGUCAAGCUUCUCAAAGGUGAUGGAGAAAUGACUCCAGCUGCUGUUGAGCCCACGCUGGUGAAUGGGACUGCGCACACUGAUCCUUCAGAGAGAGACAGUGGAGGAGUAGGACAGCCCUCAAAGACAAAUGAGGAUGAGCCUCCGCCAGGUACAGUGAAGAGCGCCCGACGGCGGCAGAAGAACAACUCCUCCAAGCAGUCGUGGCUUUUGCGGCUGUUCGAGUCAAAGCUUUUUGACAUCUCAAUGGCCAUUUCCUAUCUGUACAAUUCCAAGGAACCAGGAGUGCAGGCCUAUAUUGGCAACCGACUCUUCAGUUUCCGCAACGAGGAUGUGGACUUCUACUUGCCCCAGUUACUUAAUAUGUACAUCCACAUGGACGAAGAUGUGGGCGAUGCUAUUAAGCCCUAUGUGGUGCAUCGCUGUCGUCAGAGCAUCAAUUUCUCCCUGCAGUGUGCCUGGCUGCUGGGGGCCUACUCCUCUGACAUGCACAUCUCUACGCAGCGCCACUCGCGUGGCACCAAGCUGCGUAAGCUUAUCCUGUCAGAUGAGCUCAAGCCCGCCAGCCAGCGCAUACGCAGGGAGGUCCUGCAGCCUCCCCCGCCCUGCCCCCCUCCCCUUCACCAUGGGCAGGGCCUGAGCGAGCACAGCCUCUCGCCCUCCAAACGCACUCACCAGCGCUCCAAAUCUGAUGCCACUGUCAGCAUCAGCCUCAGCAGCAACCUGAAGAGGACAGCCAGCAACCCUAAAGUAGAGAGCAGUCAAGAUGAGGACAUGAGCUCCAGCUCCGACAGUCUCGAGUUAGAGGCUGGUACCCCUGUACGCCUGACUCCUCAGAGGGAGUUCAUUAAGUCUUUGAUGGGGAUCGGGAAGAGACUGGCCACUCUGCCCACCAAAGAGCAGAAGACACAGAGACUUAUCUCGGAGCUGUCACUGCUCAACCACAAGCUGCCCGCUCGAGUCUGGCUGCCCACGGCAGCUUUUGACCACCAUGUGGUGCGGGUACCACACACGCAGGCUGUCGUGUUAAAUUCGAAGGACAAGGCACCGUACUUAAUCUAUGUAGAAGUUCUGGAGUGUGAAAACUUUGAGACCUCAAGUGUACCAGUGAGGAUCCCAGAGACACGAAUCCGCAGCACACGCUCUGUAGAGAAUCUUCCAGACUGCGGCAUCACGCCUGACCAGCGCGCCAGCAGCUUCUCCACCGUACCCAACUAUGACAAUGAUGACGAAGCCUGGUCUGUGGAUGACAUAGGAGAGCUACAGGUUGAGCUGCCUGAGAUCCACACUAAUAGCUGUGACAACAUUUCCCAAUUCUCAGUGGAUAGCAUCACCAGCCAGGAGAGCAAAGAGCCCAUUUUUAUUGCUGCCGGAGACAUCAGGCGGCGUCUCUCAGAGCAGCUUGCCCACACCCCAACUACAUUUAAGAAGGACCCAGAGGAUCCCUCAGCAGUAGCCUUAAAAGAACCCUGGCAGGAGAAAGUUAGACGAAUCCGGGAGGCCUCUCCCUAUGGGCAUCUGCCUAACUGGCGUCUCCUCUCAGUAAUAGUGAAAUGUGGUGAUGAUCUAAGACAGGAGCUCCUUGCCUUCCAAGUCCUAAAACAGCUGCAGGCAAUCUGGGAGCAGGAGCGAGUCCCCCUGUGGAUCAAGCCCUAUAAAAUCCUGGUCAUCUCUUCUGACAGCGGUAUGAUUGAGCCAGUGGUCAAUGCUGUGUCCAUUCACCAAGUGAAGAAGCAGAGCCAGCUCUCACUGCUCGACUACUUCCUACAGGAACACGGCAACUACACUACAGAGGCCUUCCUUACUGCUCAGCGCAACUUUGUGCAGAGUUGUGCUGGCUACUGUCUCAUCUGCUAUCUGCUGCAGGUUAAGGACAGGCACAAUGGGAACAUCUUGCUCGACUCAGAGGGUCACAUCAUUCACAUUGACUUUGGGUUCAUUUUGUCAAGCUCUCCCAGAAACUUGGGCUUUGAGACGUCUGCCUUCAAACUGACCAAUGAAUUUGUAGAUGUCAUGGGAGGUCAAGAUGGAGACAUGUUCAACUAUUACAAGAUGCUUAUGCUUCAGGGCCUCAUUGCUGCACGCAAGCACAUGGAGAAAGUCAUUCAGAUUGUAGAGAUCAUGCAACAAGGCUCUCAGCUGCCCUGCUUUCACGGCUCCAGUACCAUCCGUAACCUGAAGGAGCGUUUCCACAUGAGCCUGACGGAAGAACAGCUGCAGGUGCUGGUGGAGCAGAUGGUGGAUGGCUCCAUGCGCUCCAUCACCACCAAGCUAUAUGACGGCUUCCAGUACCUCACCAAUGGCAUCAUGUGACCACAUGCAGGAGUGCUGAAGUCCUCCGUUGUCGGACUAGAAUGUUUGGAACUGGAAAAGGCUGCACCACUUUGAGAAGCCACUCCUGAACCUUUUCCCAACCUUUCCCCAUCUGCCAUCCCAGCGUGUUUGUACAGCCAGACUGAGUUUUGAUCAUAGAUUUUAUACCCUGACUGAAGAGCUCUCAGCUGUGAAGUUUCGCUUUGUCGUCGUCCCCCUCAAUAGCUUUCCCCCAAUUCUCCUCUCGCCGUUUCAUGUUGUGUUGCAUUUCUCUGGAUAUCCUUUUGGAAUCUUAUUCUAUCCAGUAUCCUAGUGCCUCAUUCGAAACAUUAGGCUGAGGCUCAACUCUGCUUUGACUCGCUGCUUUUGUACUCUUCCAUGUGCUGUGUUACUUCCUGUCUUAAAUUCCUGCAUAUUCCUGAGCUGUUUUGUGUCUGUAUCACUAAUGCUUUCUACUUUGAGUGAACUAUCUACAAUAUAUGUUCACAAAUGCAUAUAAUUCAGUCACUGCUGAGACAUGAGUAAUGGACAAACCGAGUGAGUAAUGCAUUAAGGAAUGUGCAGUGUGUAGUAUGAGGAAGAUGGUGGGUAAACAGCACCAGUGGGUUCUCCAGUUUUGUCAGUGUUAUUUUCAGCUACAGUUUCAGAGAAGCACACAUUUCUCACAAAUAUGAACUUAACUGCUAAGAUUUCUGGCUUUUGGUUGAGGGACUCUGUGAACAGGCUCUACGGGACUUCAUAAACUGUUAUAUUGGCCAUAUUUCACCUUCCAAACAUACCUGGAACCCCUUUUAUUCAAUUGCAAGAUUGAUACUCAACUGCCAGCCUGAUGAAAAUUGCUGACGCACUAAAGCAUGAAUAUGGUACAACUCCAAAUUUUGCUAGUUUCAUUUGGUUUGAUUCAGUUCAGGGAGUGCGGAAGUUUACUUAAAGUCCAAUUCUAACCUUUUUAAGUAUUACAGUGUGAAACAGAAGAGCGAGAGGCAAAAAACACUAUUUAUUGCCCAUUUACAGCUACAUGCAUACUUACAUGACAUGUCUGACUUGCUUUUUUUGUAUUUUGUUUGUUCGUUAUAAUUGUUUUGGGCAGAGAUAUUAUCAAAGAUGCCCUCAUCUGUACAGGUGUUCAUACCCUGAAUUUAAAACUUUCAAAAUGUGCAUGGACUCUUCUCUAGUCAGGAUGAGCUGUGUAUAAAUACGUUCCUUUGCCACUGAGCAUCUGUAUUAUUUUAACUGGAGAGGGGAGCUUCAGAUGGGGUAAGAUUGACAGUUGUAUGAAUGAGCUGAUCAGAUGACAGUAAGAGAGAGAAAAAAAAAUGCAAGGGCUACAAAUAAGUGGAUGAAAUCAGUGGAUUGUUUUAGUUUUAGGUUAUUAAACCAGUAAAUGCACAGGUUUAAGAUUAAAACUGGUUUAAGAGGUAUUUUUAUUAUUGAAACGGGAAAAAAGCCCCAUUUAACAGGACUUGUUUUCCUAGUAGGCUAACAAUUUUAAUUCACCUUUUUAGUGAAAGCCCAUUUCUCGCAAAUUAUUUGGACAUGGUUGAGUAAGCCGUUUAGGAGUUUGUGUAUCUUUCUCGUUACCAUUUUAUACUACUUUUUGUUUGUGUGUCUGACCCUUUUCUUUCCUUUGUAACUUGUUAGACGGACCAGCUCUUACGAUCACGUGAAUGACCUCCCUUAACUUGUGAAUGUCCCUUUGUAUAAUAAAUUAAAUGUAUCUGUUUCA
This is a messenger RNA of Pygocentrus nattereri (red-bellied piranha), 4463 nucleotides long. It is a transcript of the gene pi4kb, whose product is annotated as phosphatidylinositol 4-kinase, catalytic, beta. The record is from RefSeq and is a predicted model, not a curated record. Gene Ontology annotation, biological process: phosphatidylinositol-mediated signaling; phosphatidylinositol phosphate biosynthetic process. Lineage: Eukaryota; Metazoa; Chordata; Actinopteri; Characiformes; Serrasalmidae. The coding region runs from base 155 to 2737 and encodes 860 amino acids. Gene Ontology annotation, molecular function: 1-phosphatidylinositol 4-kinase activity. Gene Ontology annotation, cellular component: cytoplasm; membrane. The transcript has 12 exons.